Molecule: messenger RNA, 472 nt
Organism: Seriola aureovittata
Lineage: Eukaryota; Metazoa; Chordata; Actinopteri; Carangiformes; Carangidae
Product: calsequestrin-1-like
Exons: 1
Coding region: 212-457 (81 amino acids)
Biological process (GO): regulation of skeletal muscle contraction by regulation of release of sequestered calcium ion
Cellular component (GO): sarcoplasmic reticulum lumen
Molecular function (GO): calcium ion binding
Source: RefSeq, a predicted model, not a curated record
ACCCCUCUUGCACCCUGUGCCCCACGGCCAGUUGCCCAUGUGGGGUUUUUAAUAAGGUGGAUGCAGGAGUUGGUCUUGCUCUCUUCUGGGUGACGCGGAUUGGAAGGGGUUCUCCAUACUUUCACCAAACUAUUUUGUUUUUUUCCCCCCCCUUUCCCUUUGUUUACUUUCUGAAACUACACUUACAUCUACAUUAUCUCAGAGAGGAGCCAUGAAGUGGACCUGGGUGCUUGUGGCGGUUCUGCUGUCCUUUGGGGGGCUAUCAUUGGGCAAGGACUGCUUGGACUUCCCAGAGUACGAUGGCAAGGACCGCGUCCAUGACCUCAACGCCAAGAACUAUAAGUCUGUGAUGAAGAAGUACGAUGUCAUGGUGGUGUACUACCAUGACCAUCCUGGAUCCAGCCGCGUCGCCCAGAGACAGUUUGAUAUUGAAGAGUUGGCCCUUGAGGUGGGUUGAGAUGGGAACUAUGGC